Aspergillus ochraceoroseus IBT 24754 is the source of this 2004-nucleotide messenger RNA. RefSeq lists its product as uncharacterized. NCBI's taxonomy places the organism in Eukaryota, Fungi, Ascomycota, Eurotiomycetes, Eurotiales, Aspergillaceae. The annotation marks the transcript as partial. The transcript is spliced from 2 exons. Gene Ontology annotation, biological process: proteolysis. Gene Ontology annotation, molecular function: metalloendopeptidase activity. The record is from RefSeq and is a predicted model, not a curated record.
UUAGAAACAAUUCACAUCCACACCCCCUCAGGGCAGGUCACAGUGUCAUCAAAAUUUGACCUAACCUUCAGCUUUCAAGGUCAAAAUGAAUCCCUAAAACUCAGCUUGGAACCGAACAAUGAUAUUCUCUUGCAAAGCUCCCAGAUCAAGUACCUCGACUCGAAGGGGGAAACCCGGGCUACGGAGAUCAUCGAUAAAGAGUCGCACAAAGUCUUCAAGGGUAGUGUUUGCGUUCGGGUUCUGGGCCAUGACUGGAAGAAGGCAGGUUGGGCGAGAAUAUACAUGAUUCAAGAUGGAAAGAAUCCGCUUUUCGAAGGUGCAUUCAGCGUUUCCAGCCAGCAAUACCAUGUCAAGCCUGCAUCUAACGUAAUGGGGGGCCUGCAUUCAUCGACUUCAAGAACUCAGAUGUGUGCAUACCAAAACAGCCGCACGGACACAUCUCAUACUCAAGACAUUCGAUCACCCGAAGACCCAACAUGUGCAAUUGAUCGGAAUCUCUGGAUUUCGGGCACUAGGAAAAGCUCGCAGGAUACCAUCGGCGCUUUUGACGCGCGAAACAGCAAAAUUUCAUUCGCACUUCGAAAACGACAGCUCUCUCUGGAUACUGGAUACCUCCUCGACAACAUUGGCAAUACUGCGGGCUGUCCUACUGUAAGAAGGGUGGCAUUGGUCGGGAUCGCAACGGAUUGUUCCUAUACCGCAUCGUUCAGCUCCAAUGAAGAAAUUCGUCGAAAUAUAAUCAACAUGGUCAAUACCGCAUCCGAGGUAUUCGAGAACACUUUCAAUGUCUCCCUUGGUCUACACAAUCUUACAGUCAGCGAUGCAGAGUGCCCUAGUAGCACUUCAAACUUUGACCCUUGGAACGCCCCAUGCUCAUCGGGAGAUUUGGAAUGGCGUUUACAGCGUUUCUCUGCAUGGAGAGGUACUUUGGGCGAUACAACAAAUGCGUAUUGGACGCUCAUGACCGGUUGCCCAACUGGAAGUCAAGUAGGCGUGUCUUUGGUGGGGGAUUUAUGUAAUUCAAGGACGAGCGCAAAUGUUGUCGCGCUCACCACAAAUGAAUGGCAGGUUUUCGCCCAUGAGUCGGCUCAUACGUUUGGGGCAGUUCAUGACUGCGACUCAAACACAUGCUCCUCUGGCAGCCAGUGCUGCCCUCUAUCUUCGUCCACAUGCGAUGGGAACGCACGGUACCUAAUGAAUCCGUCUUCGGCCUCUUCACAAACUGAGUUUUCGCCAUGCACUGUAGGCAACGUCUGCUCAUUGAUUGGGUCUGGGAGAGUAAGAACCAGUUGCCUUGUAAGCAAUGAUAACGUUCCAACAAUCACAAAUGGGGUGUGCGGGAAUGGGAUUGUCGAAGCUGGCGAAGAGUGCGAUUGUGGGGCUGAUUGCAGUGAGAACCCAUGUUGUGACGGGACGACCUGCCGCUUCAGGGAAGGGGCUGUGUGCGAUGAUGCAUCGGGUCCCUGUUGCUCAAGCUGUCAAUUCAUGUCCGCAGACACCGUUUGCCGCGCAAGUAAUGGAAGCUGCGAUAUCCAAGAGACUUGCACCGGGGACGCUAGCACCUGUCCUACCGACAGAUAUGCACCUGAUGGACAUACUUGUGGGACAGAUUCCGAUCUUUUCUGUGCUAGUGGCCAAUGCACGAGUCGAAAUAUUCAAUGCGGAGAGUGGUUUAAUAUAAACAGCACCAGUGUCUCCUCUUGCGCCACCGAUGCCUGCACUCUUAGCUGCUCUCGUUCCCGAUAUGGAUGCAUAAGGACUAAUCAGCAGGUCCUAGAUGGCACACCGUGCAAUGGUGGGAUUUGCCAGAGUGGGCAAUGUCAGAGACAUAGUGAAAACAAUACUGGAAGGAGUGGAUCGUCAUGGAUUGAUCGCAAUCGCUCCCUGGUCAUCGGUCUCUGUGCUGGGAUAGGAGGAGCCUUGGUCCUUGCUCUGCUUGCCUGGAUAACCUGUGGCUGCUGCAGACGCUCUCACUCCAGAAAAAAAGGUCCCUUUAGCUCCUAG